Molecule: messenger RNA, 336 nt
Organism: Lathyrus sativus (Indian pea)
Lineage: Eukaryota; Viridiplantae; Streptophyta; Magnoliopsida; Fabales; Fabaceae
Source: the annotation of a GenBank genome assembly
AUGGAAAAUAAGAAAAAAGAGGUCAGAAACGAUGGCGAUGACAGUGACGAAGAAAAAGAAGACAUGAAAAUAGAGAAGUUUUACUCUCUGUUAAGAAGCUUCCGUGACGCCCGCGAUCGACUACGCCGAAGGGAAGAACUACAUGAUCAGCUAGAUCAGAAAGAGAGAAACAAGAAAAAGAUGAAGAUAGAGCCUUGCUUUGAAUUGCAGGAUUUUACUACAGAUAUUCACUUCCCUUUCAAUUUUUCGGAUCCUGUAAAAAACAACAAGAAAAGUGAGAAGAAAGAUCAACUCAAGGAACAUGCUCUUGACCUUAAACUCUCGCUCUCUCACUAG